Camellia sinensis is the source of this 2342-nucleotide messenger RNA. Its product is annotated as transcription factor TCP8. Gene Ontology annotation, cellular component: nucleus. The record is from RefSeq and is a predicted model, not a curated record. NCBI's taxonomy places the organism in Eukaryota, Viridiplantae, Streptophyta, Magnoliopsida, Ericales, Theaceae. Gene Ontology annotation, molecular function: sequence-specific DNA binding; DNA-binding transcription factor activity.
GCUUCUGCUACUUUUCUCUCAGGUCCCCGCCUGCUUCCCCCCUCUCUUUCUCUCUCUCUCUCUCUCUCUUCCAAAACUUGAGAGUAAAGAAAGAAAGAAAAAUAACAGUCAAUCACAACCCCACAAACUCCUAGUCCCAGUUAGGUCCCCAGACUUUAAAAAGCCUUUUCUCUCUCUUCUUUCUCUGCUUUCUCUCUCUAACAGGAAAGAGGAGGAGGAAGUGUGGUGGAAGAGAGUGGUGGUGGUGGGGUGGGGAUGGCCUGGUUGAUCAUCAUCAUUCAUCAGCAAAGAAAGAAGAAAAAAGCAACAAAGAAAGAUCACCUUUGAAUUUCAAUUUCAAUUUCAAUUUCAACCAACCCACAAACAAACCCCACCCAAAAAAAAAAAAAAAAAUAUUCCUGACAAAAUACAUACCCAUUAAAAAGCCCCACACAUGGAACUUACAGAUAUGCAAGGCAAUAAACACAGCACCACCACCACACCCACCACUUCUCAAUCCCACCACCACCUCCACCAUCACCUUCACUCUGGUUUUGAUGGCCGAUCUCAUCAUCAACCUCCAUUCAUUGGCUCCAUCUCCAUCCAAGCUGGCCUCACAAGCACCGCCGGCGGCGGAGGUGGAGGAAGUGGAUCUUCCUCUGUUUCACCAUCUACCUCCUCUACUAACACUUCAACCACCUCCACCACCACCACACAACUUCCGCCGCUGCAGCUCGUCGACGCCUCGCUAGCCAUCGCCACCAGAUCCGAGGGUCUGGCCGCCGUAGAUCCCUCCAAAAAAGCCAAUAACCAGCUGCAAUCGCCACCGCAGCAACUAACAAUCGCCACCGUGCCUCCCAAGAGGUCCACCAAGGACCGCCACACCAAAGUCGACGGAAGAGGGCGGCGCAUCCGAAUGCCGGCGACCUGCGCGGCUAGGGUUUUUCAAUUGACGAAAGAAUUGGGGAAUAAAUCUGAUGGGGAGACAAUUGAGUGGCUGUUACAGCAGGCGGAGCCGGCGAUUAUCGCCGCCACGGGCACCGGCACAAUUCCGGCGAACUUCUCGACCCUCAACGUGUCGCUACGGAGCAGCGGAUCGACGAUUUCAGCGCCGCCGUCGAAGUCAGCGCCUCACUCGUUUCACGGCGCCUUAGCCCUAGCCCACCACCACUACGAAGAAGGGUUCUCUCACAUGUUAGGGUUUCACCACCACCAGCAACAACAACAACAACAGCAGCAGCCUCAUCUUUUGACCGCCGAUCAAAUUGCCGAAGCCAUGCCUGGCGGUGGCGGCGAUGGAAGUAAUUCGGCGGAGAAUUAUUUGAGAAAGAGAUAUAGAGAAGAUUUGUUCAAAGAAGAAUCGCAGCAGCAACCUCAAGGGGAAGUAUCGGAGUCUACUUCGCCUUCGAACAAGCAAUUCAAAGGCGGUAAUAUGCAAUUGCCGAAGCAACAACAAGAAGCCGGACCAUCAUCCAGUAUGCUUCGGCAUACUAACAUGAUGCCCGCCACUGCCAUGUGGGCAGUGGCUCCGGCUCCCAGCAGUGCAGCCGGCAGCACAUUCUGGAUGCUGCCCGUCACUGCUGGUGGUGCAGGUGGCAGUGCCCAAUCUCUGGCCGCUGCCACCGGCACAUCUCCAUCUGAACCUCAGAUGUGGCCCUUUGCCACUGCGCCAACAACGAGUGGAAACACGCUGCAAGCACCGCUGCAUUUUAUGCCGAGGUUUAACAUCCCGGGGGCAUCACUUGAAUUUCAAGGGGGAAGAGCCAGUCCAUUGCAAUUGGGUUCCAUGUUAAUGCAACAACAACAACCACCACCUUCUCAACAUCUUGGGUUGGGAAUGGCUGAGACUAAUUUGGGCAUGUUGGCUGCUCUCAAUGCUUACUCGAGAGGUGGUUUGAAUAUGAAUUCUGAGCAAAAUAAUCCAUUGGAGCAUCACCAUCAUCAUCAACAUCAACAUCAACAACAACACCAGUCUCAAGCUACUGAUAGUGGAGAGGAUGACCCAAACAGUUCUCACUGACAAAUUUGAAAUUAAAGUUGAUUUUGAAGUUGAAUUUGUGAUGAUGGGUUGAGUGGCUGAUCAACAUAGAAUAGAGGUAUCGAGUUCUCAUUUUAGUUUUGUUUUGUUUUGUUUUGUUUUUGUUUUUGUUUUCUGUUUUGGUUAUUUUUGUUAAGAUUGUUGUGGAGGAUUUGAGAUGUAAUUUGUUAGUUGGGUCUUGAAGUGAGGAAAGAGAGAGUGUGAUUUGUAUAGGAGGAUAUUGGUUUGUAUUUAGUAUUAUUAUAAUUUGCUUUGUUUGUAUGAUGAGAAAGUGGAAAAAGGAAAAUGAGAGAAAAUUCAAAUAAUUUCAGGGUUUACUUUGCAA